AUGGGUUUCAAAUCAUGGAUCCAUGACACAAACCUACGGGUUGCCCGUAGCCCCGUGGGGAGAUGGUUUCGCCUCGAGAACUCGGGCCAUCCCAAAGAACGGAAAUGCAGUUUCUUCUUUACAGAACUGCGUGCAGGUCUAGCAACCUUUUUCGCAAUGGCAUAUAUCAUCUCCGUCAACAGUAACAUCACAUCUGAGACAGGCGGAACAUGUAUCUGUCCAGCAGAGAGCAUGGAAGAUCACUGCGCCACGAAUACCGAAUAUCUCCUCUGCGUGCAAGAAGUGAAACGUGACCUGGUAACCGCAACAGCCGCCAUCGCCGCACUCUCUACGUUCUGCAUGGGACUUUUCGCCAAUCUUCCCAUCGCACUUGCGCCCGGUAUGGGACUGAAUGCAUAUUUCGCGUAUACGGUUGUAGGUGUACACGGUGCUGGUAUGAUCCCAUAUCGAGUCGCAUUAACAGCCGUCUUCGUCGAAGGAUGGGUAUUCUUCGGAUUGACGUUGAUUGGUAUGCGACAAUGGCUAGCACGCGCACUUCCAGCAUCGAUAAAACUUGCGACUGGGUGUGGUAUUGGAUUAUAUCUCGCGUUGAUUGGAUUAACGUAUAGUGCCGGUAUUGGAUUAGUGCAAGGUGCAACCGAUACACCCAUCGAAUUGGCAGGAUGUGUGAACGCGCCGCAGUAUCUAGAUCCCGACACGGGUCUUUGUUUGAAUAGCGAGAAGAUGCGAAGCGCGACUAUGUGGGUCGGUAUCUUUUGUGGGGGGGAUUCUGACUGCGCUAUUGAUGAUGUAUCGCGUCAAGGUAUGUUCGACUUCUUCAAGCAGGUCGUGACCUUUCAUCCUAUCAAGCAUUUGCUGGUUGCGCAGGAUUGGGAUAUAUCUGGACACGGAAGCCAGUUCGGACUCGCAUUCAUCACCUUUUUGUAUGUUGAUAUCUUGGAUACAACGGGUACCAUGUACUCGAUGGCUCGGUUUGCCGGUGCGAUUGACGAGCGCACACAAGACUUUGAAGGAAGCGCUGCUGCCUAUAUGGUUGACGCAAUUUCCAUAUCGAUCGGUUCUCUACUUGGAAGUCCACCCGUAACAGCCUUCGUGGAAUCAGGAGCCGGAAUCUCAGAAGGAGGGAAAACAGGCCUCACUUCCUGUAUGACAGGGAUUGCAUUUUUCAUCUCAGUUUUCUUCGCACCGAUAUUUGCUUCGAUUCCGCCUUGGGCAACGGGAUGCACACUCGUAAUUGUGGGCGCUUUGAUGGCUAAGGCAGCGGCAGAUAUUAACUGGCGGUAUUACGGUGAUGCUAUUCCGGCGUUCUUGACGAUUGCGAUUAUGCCAUUCACGUAUAGUAUUGCGUAUGGACUUAUUGCCGGUAUUCUGAGCUAUACUAUACUCAACGGAACGGCUUGGAUUCUUGAAAAGGCUAGUGGCGGUCGCAUUGUUCCUCCUAAUAGGGAUGAGUCGGAUCCGUGGUCGUGGAAGGUUCCUGGGGGUAUGUUUCCGCCGUGGGUGAAGCGUGCUGCUAAGGGUCAGAAGGAUUUUUGGAGAAGGGAUGAAGAGAAUCUCGGGUCUGAUUCACCCGAAUCUCUUGCUUCCGUACAGCAGGAUCAUCUGACCAUCGGAAAGCGUGAGUCAAAUAUAAAUCUAUAG
Messenger RNA from Penicillium malachiteum, 1641 nucleotides. Its product is annotated as NCS2 family permease. The transcript is spliced from 4 exons. Gene Ontology annotation, biological process: transmembrane transport. Gene Ontology annotation, molecular function: purine nucleobase transmembrane transporter activity. Lineage: Eukaryota; Fungi; Ascomycota; Eurotiomycetes; Eurotiales; Aspergillaceae. The record is from RefSeq and is a predicted model, not a curated record. Gene Ontology annotation, cellular component: plasma membrane. Bases 1 to 1641 code for a protein of 546 amino acids.